AUGUUCGUUCUCCUCUUCAAUGGUUUCACGGCCAACAAAGUGGCAGAUUCACUUAUUCAAAAAACUUGCAAGGAAUCUUCAGAAUAUCCAAGUGCGAUAAACAAUCCACAAUACUAUAACCUUUGUAUAGCAUCUCUCAAAGAGAAUCGGGAGAGCCAGAAAGUGAGAAAUAUGGAUGACUUGACCGUGGUAGGAGCGAAUAACGCAAUAUCGAACCUAACAAACGUGAAAAACAUUGUGGAGAAGAUUGUAAAAGAGAGGAGAUACAAGAGUGGGCUUACUAAGAAGCUAUUGGAAGAUUGUCUUAAGCUUUACAACGAGGGGUAUCAAUCGUUAACCUCAGCUUUAAAGUAUAUCAAACUGAAAGAUUUCGAUAAGGCUUCAACUGGUUUUGAUAAUGCAAAAAAUGGACCGAUACUUUGCGAAUUGGAAUUCAACGGCGACAAUCAACAGAUAUCUCCGGUGAAGAAAGAGAACGAUCUUCUCUUCAACAUGAUCACCAUUCCUUACCUGAUUAAUAGCAUUGCCCAUACUUCUUAG
Messenger RNA from Thlaspi arvense, 540 nucleotides. The record is from the annotation of a GenBank genome assembly. NCBI's taxonomy places the organism in Eukaryota, Viridiplantae, Streptophyta, Magnoliopsida, Brassicales, Brassicaceae.